Molecule: messenger RNA, 2707 nt
Organism: Nyctereutes procyonoides (raccoon dog)
Lineage: Eukaryota; Metazoa; Chordata; Mammalia; Carnivora; Canidae
Gene: GSC2
Product: goosecoid homeobox 2
Exons: 3
Coding region: 2065-2673 (202 amino acids)
Biological process (GO): regulation of transcription by RNA polymerase II
Cellular component (GO): nucleus
Molecular function (GO): RNA polymerase II cis-regulatory region sequence-specific DNA binding; DNA-binding transcription factor activity, RNA polymerase II-specific
Source: RefSeq, a predicted model, not a curated record
UUGUUUAAAGAUUUUAUUUAUUCAUUCAUGAAAGACACACAGAGAGAGAGGCAGAGACCCAGGCAGAGGGAGAAGCAGGCUCCAUGCAGGGAGCCCGAUGUGGGACUCGAUCCCAGGACCCCAGGAUCACGCCCUGGGCCAAAGGCAGAUGCUCAACCGCUGAGCCACCCAGGCGUGCCAAGGAACAAGUUUUGAGAGGAUCUUCAGUCCAUCCGAGGCCUGGUGGCUUGGAGGUGUUUACAGGUGAUCCAGGCACUUGGGAGAUUCCAGCCCGGCGCAGAGGGAGAGGUCAGACAAGAGGUAUCAGCCCAGGAAUCAUUGUCACAGAGAUGGUGUCUGAGGCUUGGAGGCUGCAGGAGGUCACCCAGGGUGGGAAUGGGGCGGGAUGAAGAAACUGCCAGGCCUGGAGGUAGAGGGGGGCACAGUCUUCCUGACCCCAUCCUGUCAGAUCUCCCGCUUUGACGGGCAUUCAAUCCUCGUGCGCCUCUCUGAUCACAUGGUGAGCACGCGGUUCUAUGUUGGAAGAGGUUUCCAGAGUCCUCCAGAGGGACACAUGGGAAGAGAUGGGAGGUAUGGGGCUGCGGCAGCCACCUCGCAGUCAUGAGGCGGCUGCCACAACAGUUCUAGUAGUGGGGGCCCAGGACUUGUGCAUCUGAAUGCUGAACCACACCAUGGUUCCUCCACUAAGCAUUCAGAUGGACAAGUCCUGGCUCCCCCUACUAGAACUGUUGUGACAGGGGUUGAGUUGGCAGGUUCUGUCCCCUGAAGUCCAAAGUCUCCUCACUGAUACCAGAGCGGAGUCAGCAAAGGAGUCUGAGCAAGGCUGUGAGGUGGGAGGAGAAGGGAGGGAAUGUGAGUGCGGCGCCUGACAUGGGCACCUGCCACUCAUGGAGCCCCGCGUGCCCAGCCCGGCUCCGACGUCUCCCACGUGGUGACCUGCUGAGUCCCAGCACCAGCAUCUCUGAAGUUAGGUUGCUAUAAUUAUGCUAUAUAUUGGGAAACUGAGGCACAGGGGGCCGGGAUGAACCUCUGGAAGCUCCUGCAGCCAGGAAGUGAUGGCUGGGAUAUGAGCCACGCAGCCUGUUGCUCAGUCCCGUGAACCAACCGUGUCUUUUCCAGGGGUCCAGGGAAGAGGGUCUUAACCCGGGCGCCUGACAGGCUGCUCGGGGCUACUUACCUGAGGAUGAACGGCCUUCACUGAAUUUGGCAAAGUGCAGGCAGUCAGCAAUGCUGGGCAGCGUGACCUCCCAGGGGUGGGCAGUGGCCUGAGGAGUGGGGGGCACCGAGCCCUCAAGUCACUCUCCAGAAGCUGGGCCACCGACAGGGUGGGGCCGGGGUGUUUCAUGGUUUCUUGGAGGGGAUUCUGGGACACGCAGGAAGCACGAGGAGGGGUGGCUGCAGAGCACUGGAGUGGGGCCUUCAAUGGGGUCUGGGAGGCUGGGUGACCCAGUAGAGAGGGUAGAGACUUGGGGCCCUGGGCCGUGGGGAUCCAGGUUUGGUGGUGAGCAAAGAGCUCCCGCUCCUCCUUGCCUCCAGGAGGCUGAGGGUCCCGCUGUGAAGUGGGUGGGAGGUUGGGGGCCAGAGAGGGUGCGAUCGGCGGGCUGCCAGAGCAGUUGGGCCCCCCUGGGGGCAGGAGCCCUCCAGAGUAGGGGCCAGGAGGUUGGCAGUUGGGGUGGUUUUCUCCAGACUUGCCCGUCGCCCUCUUAGAGCCCCCAGGGGACGAGGGGCCACUGCGGGACGUAGCCCGGGGCUCGGCCAGGUCGGGGUGGCCCCGGGCCCCGGAGCAGGGUGGGACCUCCGGGCCCCGCGGACAGGGGGAGGCGGCCCUCUGCUUCGGGGACAGAACAGCAGCUCGGGGGCGGAGGGCUCCCCGCGGCCCCUCCCCGCGGCCCCCGCGCGCCGAUGCGGAGCAGGAUCCCCCGCCGCCGCGGUCGGGGAUUAGCGCGGCCCGGGCCGGCGCGGCGGGAUUAGCCCGCGUGGACUCGGCGCUCGGCCCGGGGAUUACCGCGCGCUCCCCCCGACGUAUAUAUCCCCGCGGCGGCGGCGGCGGCGGCGGCGGCGGGCAUGGCGGCGGCGGGGGGCGCGGCGGGCCGCGGGGGCCCCGGGCGGCCCUGCCCCUUCUCCAUCGACCACAUCCUGUCCAGCCCGCCCGAGCGCAGCGCCGCGGCCGCCCGCGCGCCGCCGCCCGCCGGCCGCCAGAGCCCCGCGGAGCCCGGGGAGCCCGGGGCGCCCGAGGCCGCGCCCUGCGGCUGCUGCUGCUGCUGCGGACCCCGCGCGGCGCCCCGGGGACCCCCGGAGGCGGCCGCCGCGCUGGGCGCGCGGCUGCCGUGGCCGCUGAGGCUGGGCCCCGCGGCGCCCUCGCCCUUGGCGGCGGCGGCGGGAGGCUCGGGGGCGCUGCCGGGCGCGGGCGGUCCGGGCCCGCAGAGGCGCACGCGGCGCCACCGCACCAUCUUCAGCGAGGAGCAGCUGCAGGCGCUGGAGGCGCUCUUCGUGCAGAACCAGUACCCCGACGUGGGCACCCGCGAGCGCCUGGCCGGCCGCAUCCGCCUGCGCGAGGAGCGCGUGGAGGUCUGGUUCAAGAACCGCCGGGCCAAGUGGCGACACCAGAAGCGCACGUCGGCCACCUCGAGGCUCCUCCCCGGGGCCAAGAAGUCCCCGAAGGAGAGCUGCUGACGGCCUGGAAGCCGCUCGUGGGCUUGGCCGCGUC